GAGAGAGAGAGAGAUUUCGAGCAUGGCCACAGGCAAAACCCAAACAGAGGCGACAUGGGCAGAAUUGCUUGGAAACAAGCAGUGGGAAGGACUACUUGACCCAUUAGACCUCAAUCUGCGGAAACUGAUCCUCCGCUGUGGAGACUUCUGCCAGGCCACCUACGAUGCCUUCAACAGCGACGAGCACUCCAAGUAUUGCGGCAGCAGCCGCUACGGCAAACACUCCUUCUUCCACAAAGUGUCACUCCCCAAUGCCUCCAACUACGAAGUCGCUGCCUUCCUCUACGCCACCUCUCGCAUUGAUGUCCCCAAAUCCCAAUCCUUCUUCCUCCACUCCCUCUCUCGGGAAGCUUGGGAUCGUGAGUCCAAUUGGAUCGGUUACAUUGCUGUCACCAACGACCAUGUGAGCCGUGUGAACGCACGACGUGAAAUCUACAUCAUAUGGCGUGGAACCAUCCGUAACCUUGAGUGGAUUGAUGUCUUGGAAGCUCCGCUCGCGUCCAUCACACAAUUAUUAAACUCGUCGUCAAAACAACAAGAGACUCAAUUGCAACAGCAACAACAGCACCACUGGUACGAUGCUCUAUUCAAUAACAUUAACAAGGACACUGAUGGAAACAACAGCAACGAUAACGAUAAUGAUGAUGAUGACAACAUACCCAAGGUAAUGAAGGGCUGGCUAACCAUCUACACCUCCGACGACCCAAAAUCCCCCUUCACCAAAACCAGCGCUAGAACUCAACUCCUCACCAAGAUCAAACAACUAGUCACUCGUUACAAAGACGAGGAUAUCAGCAUAACGUUUGUAGGCCACAGCCUUGGUGCAUCCCUAUCCAUCCUUAGUGCCUUCGACAUCGUCGAAAAUGGGUUAUCCACAAUUCCUGUUUCAGCCUUUGUUUUUGGUUCCCCUCAAGUAGGUAACAAGGCAUUCAACGACAGGCUCAAGGCAUUCACAAAUCUUCGAAUCUUGCACAUUAAGAACAUUAUUGAUGUCAUACCACAAUACCCAAGUAAGUUUCUGGGUUAUUCCUAUACUGGUAUUGAGCUUCUGAUUGAUACUCGGAAAUCGACUAGCUUGAAGGAUUCCAAGAAUCCUAGUGAUUGGCACAAUCUUCAGGCAAUGUUGCAUGUAGUUGCAGGUUGGAAUGGGAAGGAUGGAGAUUUUGAGCUCAAGGUGAAGAGAAGUGUUGCUUUGGUUAACAAAUCAUGUGAUUUCCUAAAGGAUGAGUGCUUGGUUCCUGCAUCAUGGUGGGUUGAGAAGAAUAAAGGAAUGGUGCUUAGUGAGGAUGGGGAGUGGAUGUUGUCCCCACCAGAUGAAGAGGACAUUCCUGUCCCUGAAUAUUGAAGGAAAUCACAUGGUUUGAUCA
Messenger RNA from Telopea speciosissima, 1367 nucleotides. RefSeq names its product phospholipase A1-IIdelta-like. The transcript is spliced from 3 exons. Gene Ontology annotation, biological process: lipid metabolic process. Gene Ontology annotation, molecular function: glycerophospholipid phospholipase A1 activity. The record is from RefSeq and is a predicted model, not a curated record. Lineage: Eukaryota; Viridiplantae; Streptophyta; Magnoliopsida; Proteales; Proteaceae. Bases 23 to 1345 code for a protein of 440 amino acids.